AUGGCCGCCCGCGGUCGCCCAGCGACGCCCCUGGUCGCGGCAGCGGAGAGGGCAGCAAGAGAGCAAGCCGCGGAGGUGGAGGAUGGUGCUUGUAACGGGGUGACAAUGCAGGACGGCAGUGCCAGCAAUGCUACUGCAGGCGGGACAGCAGCGCCGGAGGGGACGUUGUUUAGAGCGUUGGAGGCGGAGGAGGUGCGGAGGCAGGGCCACCGCAUGGUGGAUUUCAUUGCAGACUACCUGCAGAGCGUGGGUGACAGACCUGUGCGCUGCUCCGUGCAGCCCGGCUAUCUGCGACCUCUGCUCCCCGCCCGCGCCCCUGAGCAUGGCGAACCGCUGGAAGCCAUUCUCUCAGACAUAUCAAGCGCCAUCCUACCCGGAGUGACGCACUGGCAGAGCCCAUCCUUCUUCGCCUUCUUCUCCUCGCCCACCAGCGCCGCCGCCAUCAGUGCCGACGCCCUCAUCAGCGCCCUCAACGUGGUGGGCUUCUCCUGGGCCGCCGCCCCCGCUGCUACGGAGCUGGAGGGGGUCGUUAUGGACUGGCUGGCUGACCUUCUGGGGCUGUCGGAUGGGUUCCACUCGGUGAAAUCAGGUGGGCGGGGCGGAGGGGUGAUUCACGGCACGGCCAGUGAGGCGCUGCUGGUGGCAUUGCUGGCUGCCAGGCGGAGAGUGCUGGACCGUGUGAUGGGACAGCCCGGCAGUGCUGCAGCGCCAGGCAGAGCGGGCUGUGAGGACCUGCCUGUUGCACCUGCUGCUGCUGCUGGUCCUGCUGCCGCUGGUGCUGCUGCUGCUGCUGGUGCUGCUGCUGCUGCUGCUGCUGCUGCUGCUGCUGCUGCUGCUGGUCCUGCUGCUGCUGGUGGUUCUGCUGCUGCUGCUGGUCCUGCUGCUGUUGCUGCUGGUUCUUCUGCUGGUGCUGCUGGCGUGGGUGUGCGGGGCGAGGCUACUCACACGUUCCCAUGGGCGAGUGAGGAGGGCAUGGCAGCACAGCGCCUGGUAGCAUACGUGUCAGACCAGACGCAUGCAUGUGCGCUCAAGGCAUGUCGCGUGGCAGGCAUGCCCGAGGGCAACGUGCGAGUGCUGCCCACCACGCCUGCAUCAGCAUACGCCCUCACUGCCCGCCAGGUGUUGGAUGCGGUGCAGAGCGAUGAGGCUGCUGGCCUCAUUCCCUUCUUCCUCGUCCUCACUGUACGUGGGAGGCACCUCGUUCCCUUCUUCCUCACUCUCACUUUCUGUAAUAUGUACCUCACUCACUCCUUCCCUCACGCGCGUCACGAUAAGCCACCUUGCGUAGAGGACGGUGCGUGUUUGCCUGCUUGCCCCUCUGUGUCACCUCCAGCUGUUGGCUCCACGUCAUCCACUGCUGUGGAUCCGAUCGCCCCUUUGGCUGCCAUCGCGAAGGAGCAUGGCAUGUGGGUGCAUGUGGAUGCGGCGUAUGCAGGCAUGGCGAGCAUGUGCGCUGAGAUGCGCCACCACCUGGCAGGCGUGCAUCUGGCCGACUCACUAGCCUCCAACGCUCACAAGUGGCUGCUCACUAGCUUCGGCUGCUCCUGCCUCUGGACCCAGGACAGCACGUCGCUGGUGGACGAGCUGUCUAUACUGCCGGAGUAUCUAAGGAAUAAGAGGCAGCAAGUGGUGGACUACAAGGACUGGGAGAUCCCCAUCGGCCGCCGCUUCAGGUCACUGAAGCUGUGGAUGGUGCUGCGCACGUAUGGAGCAGAGGGCAUCCGUGCAUACAUCAGGCGCCACGUGUCGCUUGCUGAGUGGUUCGAGGAGGCCGUGCGGCAAGAUGAGAGGUUCCAGCUGAUGGCACCACGCCCCUUCGCCCUCGUCUGCUUCCGCCUCAAGCCGCCUGCAGCUUGUGCACGCGGGGGGGAGGCAUGCGGAGUUGUGGGCGAAGGGGGGUUGGACAAGGGGGUGGAGGGCGAGGACAGAGAAAGGGCGGUGAACGCGGCGUUACUGGAGGCGAUCAACAGCAGCGGCCAGGCGUACCUCACACACACUGUCAGUGCUAUCAGGGAAGUACACGCUGCGCAUGGCAAUAGGGGCGGUGAAGACAGAGAAGACGCAUGUGCAGGCAGCGUGGAGGCUCAUCCAAACGGAAGCUUCCAACCUGCUGCAAAAGGGUUCGGCACGGCUCGAACGGUGUUCACGCCUGCAGCAUCAUACUCUGCAGUGAAGCCUUCCAUUGACAAGAUGGCCGAUCUGCAACUUCCUGCUGCUUCUUGCAAAGACGACGGUGAGACGUGCUGCAGCAGCGUGAUUCUGAAGAGCGUGAGGCCGCUACUGGAGAAUCUGGCGAUGCACCUCGCUGACGGGCAGCACAAGCCCACCUUGAAGGUGCCUGAAGCGAGUGUGACCACAGAAGCAUUAUCCGAGGAGGCGAAUUCACAUGGUGUUGAAUUAAGUGAGAAAGGGAGGUGGGACAAGCUACGUCAGGAGAUUCGAGCUAUGGAUAGUGAAUGGGCCAAGAAAUUGAGAGCACGUGCUGCUUACCUGAGAUGGGCCAAGCUGGGCCAGGCGACGUGGGCAAGGGACAUUGAAGCAGCCAUUGAAGCUUCCCUACCUGCCUGGAUCGUGCCUGGUAAAACUGUUGCUCCUGCAUCUGCAGCAGCAUCGAGUGUAGCAGAGUCUGCACCACCAGCUGCUCCCUCUGCAGCAGCUGCAGCAGUGAAGUCACCUGCUGUGGCAUCAGCAGUGAGGGGAGUUAUGGACUGUGAAUGGGCCAAAACGUUGAGAGCACAUGCUGCUUACCUGAGAUGGGCCAAGCUGGACCAGGCGACGUGGGCCAGGGAUAUUGAAGCUGCCAUUGAAGCUUCCCUUCCUGCCUGGAUCGUGACUGGCAAAACCGUCCCCCCUGCAUCUGCAGCAGCAGCAACUGUAGCAGAGUCCGCAACACAAGCUGCUCCCUCGCCAGCAGCAGCAACACAGAAGCCAAAGCCUGCUGUUGCAGCAAGGUGCAAGGUGGAGUUUGAAACCGUGAAGGGCAAGAAUGGGUGCAGCAGCAAGGUGGUGAGCACCGGUGUGAAGGUUGUUGAGGGCAGUAGGCAUGCACGCUCUGCCCCACGUGCAACAGCAGCAGUUUCGGGAUCACGUGGUGCUGCAUCAUCAGUGAGAGCAGCUGGCAAGGCCAGCAGCAGGCAGGCGAGUGGGGUGAAGAGGAGAGAGGGGGGUGGGUGUGCUGAGGGAGCAGCAGGGAGGGCAGCAGGUGGAUGGCAGGGUGGUGUGAAGGCAGCAGGUGGCAGAGCAGUGGCAAGUGGCGUGUGUGGCAGGGAGGGGGUGAAGCAGCAGGCGGGGAGGAGAGAGGCCGGCAACGGCGGCGGUGGCGCAGGCGCGGAGGGCUGGUUGGCGAAGUGCGCGUUCCUGGCGGUGGACGGCAGAGAGGACUCCCCGCACGCGGGGGAGGGGGGGAAUGCGGGGAAAAGGGGGGUGGGGGAGGAGGCGGAGCGGGGAGAUGCGGGGACGAGGGGGGCGGGGAAGGAGGCGGAGCGAGGGCGGCGGAACACGGUGGAGGUGGUGGCGGCCCUCGCGCUCGUCACGCAUUUGUCUGGCGGCAAGGCGCGCCACGGCGCGCAGGGGCAGGCAGCGCCAUGGCAGCGCAAGCUGGCGCAACUCUUUCCGCCGCAGCACGCAUUCCCUCUGGGCGGGCGAGUGGUGGUGGUGGUGCCAACGCGCGAGCAGCAGGUCGCGGCGGAGAGGGCGUGGCGCAGGCUGCAGCGGCAGCAGGGCGCGCAGGGGGGGGAUGCAGCGGGGAUGGGCGGGGCGGUGGAGGUGCAGGUGGUGGUGGCGGGGCUGUCGAGACUCCCCUCUGGGCUGCCUCCGUGCCCCUUGGCGCUCGUCACAGCCGUGUGUGCGCCGCCCUCUGCUGCGCCCACUGCCUCAGUGCCCUCCCUCUGGCAGCCCUGCAGGAUCCACGCUCUCCUCUCCGCCCCAGCGCCACUCAUCCUCAUCUUGGGCCACCACCCCACUCUCUCAGCUGGCAGCGACACGUGGCACCAAAUCAUUGGCCAGUUGAAGGCCCAGGGCAGGUUCUUGGAUAUGGAGCAGGGAGGGGGAGCGGUGGCGAGGGCGAUAGCAGCGAGGCGGGCGGCAGUGGAGGAGAUGCAGCGGAUGGUGCAGGGCGCACGAGCUGCGGCUGCUGGAGCCAGCAUGCGAGAUGCCUCACCAGACGCCAUGGGAUGGCAUGACCUGCUAUGGACGGGUCUCUUCUCGCCGUCAUUCGGGGAGGCCCUGCAGCGCGCCGAGUCGGUGGAGGUGGUGCUGCGGCUCUGGCGAAUCCUGCAGGGCCGGCAUGGCGGGCGAGAGGGGCGAGACGGGCGAGACGGCAAGCCCGCCACCAGCUGGCUGCCGGCAGGUCCGGAGUGGGCGGAGGAUGAGGUGCCUCGGCGGGUGUUGAACGCCAUUGUGCAUGUGGACGUGGUCGGCGACCUUUGUCUCAUCUGGUCCACCGAUGUGUGCCACGAGAGCCGCAAGCAGGUGGUGCGGCUGUGGACGUUGGAGGCAGAGGGGCGCGUGCAGCAGAGCGUGCAGCGCAUUCAUCGCCACCUGUGCUGCUACUCGCCGGCCUACCUGCACUACUGCGCGCUGCACCAGCACUGCCCCUCCUCGCCCCGCCUGCGCGUGCCGGCCCUCCUGCCUCACCGCAACAUGCAGUGGUGGCGAACACCCUCUGACGUCAGCGCCACAUCAGCGGGGGUCAGCGCCACAUCAGCGGACGUAGUAACACCGCCCAAGUUCAUCCCUCUGCAGCCCGCCGUGGCGCUGACGCUGCUGGCGCGGGGCGGCUCUACUCUCACAGCGUCGCUGGGCCACCUGCCGUUUGAGGUGAACGCAGAGGAGCGGGCUGCCAUCCUCUGCCCAUCCAGCCUCGUUGUGCACGGCCGCUCCGGCACGGGCAAGACGACGGUGAUCAUUCACAGGGCUCUGCGCCUGCACCGCCUCUCCUCCAGCCCUUGCAGUGCCUCCCCAGCCACCCACGGCGGCACUGGCAUGUGGGGUACUGUCUCGGAGGACGGCUGGAGCAUGGGGGAAGGUGGCGUGGUUGGUGGCGUGGGCGAUGGUACGGGGGUGCUGCGGCAGGUGGUGGUGACACGGAGCCUGCAGCUGUGUGCGUCCAUUCAAGCCGACAUCAACCACGCGUCCCAAUCCCUCGCUGCACUCGACUCUGCUCACCUCGCCUCACCGCCCAGCAUGUUGCGCCUGCUGGACGCCUCAGUCACCCGCCCCUUCCUCCGGGCUACGCGGCGGCAGCGCGUGAGAGAGGUGGCGCGGCGGCGUGUGGUGGUUGCCAUUGAGAUGAGCGUGCAGGGGGUGAGGGAGGCGUGGGAGCAGGAGGAGGGCGGCAGGGCGUGGGGCGGCCGCGUGGAGAAGGAGCGAUGGGAGGCGAGGAGGAUCGGUGAGGCUCGCGGAUGGGGACGAGGAGGAGAAGGGGAGCACAGCAGGGGCAGGCAAAGGAAAGGGCGGUGGGGUGAAUGGCAGUGGGAAACGGAUGAGGAGGUUACUCCGGGGGAGGAGGGGCAGGAAGAGGAGGAGGAGGAAGUGGAGGUGGAUUAUGAGCGGUUCAGGCGACAGUACUGGCCGCACUUGGACCAGAGGGCGGUGAGGGGCGUGGCGGUGGAUGCAGCGUUUGUGUGGCGCGAGAUCACAUCGCACAUCAAGGGCAGCCUGCAGGCCCUGCAGCAGGGCCAGCAGGACAGCAGCAGCAGCAGCAGCAGCAGCAGCAGCAGCAGCAGCACGGGGCAUGUGGUGGGGGAGGAGGAGUACGUGCGCGGCAUGGUGGGCAGCAACGAGCGCACGAGCGCCAUGGGCGAGCGGGACAGGCGCGCCGUGUACCGCCUCUUCCAGGCGUACGAGCGGCGCAAGCGGCAGCGCGGCGAGUAUGACAGCGCUGACCUCGUGCUGCACCUGCACCGAGAGAUUCGCCGCAUGCAGCAGCGCAACGAGCCCUGGUGGUCCGUAGACGACGCUCUCCCCGCCCCGCCGUGGGCCGUCUCGGGAAGCACCACCACCGGCACCGGGUGCCACCGCACUCCACCUCCCAGCACACCUGGUGCAUCGUGGUCGGCGUCAUUCAGCCGUCCUUGUGCUCCGGUGUUCCACUGUGUAUCGGUGGACGAGGUGCAGGACCUCACUCAGGCGCAGCUCGCACUGCUGCCUCUGCUGUGUGGCAACGUGGCCUCGGGGUUUGUUCUGGCGGGGGACACGGCGCAGAGCAUCGCUCAUGGGGUGGACUUCCGCUUUGAGGACCUUGCCCGGGUGGUGUAUAGCGAGUUCCUGCAUAGAGGGGAUGAAUGCGGCAAGGUCGGUGGAUGGAGGGGCGGCUACGGAGGCAGCAAGGCUGGCCGUGAGAGGAGUAGCAAGAUGAAGAGUGAGAGCAUGGAGGCUGGCAGCAGCAGCACCAGCAGCAGCAGCAGCAGGUCAGAACCGGAGGCGUGCAUGAAGGCGCUGCCGACGUUCCAGCUGGUGCGCAACUACCGCACGCACCGCGGCAUCAUCCGCGUGGCCACCUCCGUGGUGCGCCUGCUGAAAGCUUUCUUCCCCGCCGCCAUCGACCGCCUGCACGCCGAGACCAGCGUCGUGGACGGGGCUGUGCCUGUGAUGGCCUCUGUACCGCCUGAAUGGAAGAUGCAGCUCGCCCAGGGCAUGCCGCUCAGCGCCACACAGGCCAUCAUAGUGCGCAGCGGUGAGGAGAAGCGCCGCCUCUUGGCGCUGUUUGCAGCAAAGCCGGUGGUGCUGACGGUGGAGGAGUGCAAAGGGCUCGAGUUCCAGGAUGUGAUUCUUUUCAACUUCUUCGCCUCGCCGCAUUCCACCACCCCAUGGGCACUCAUCUACACAUACAUGCGCGAUGCUGGCCUGUCACCUGCCGGUCUCUCCCGCUGCACCUGUGAUGCCAGCAGCCGCAGCGUCAAUAACAGCUGUGUCUGUGGGAAGGGUCAGCAGCAGCUGCUUCAAUUCGACGACCUCAAGCACUGCGCGCUAUGUGUGGAGCUGAAGCAGCUGUAUGUGGCGGUGACGCGCGCCAAGCAGAGGCUGUGGGUGCUGGACGAGGAGGGUACGGACACUCCAGGCCACGGCCACGGCCAUGGUGAAGGUGGCAACCGCAGCAGGGCGUGGGGGGGCGUGCGCAGCAGUGCGCCCAUGAGGGAGCUGUGGCAUGCCCUGGGUGUGGCGGCGGUGCGGCGGGGCAGCGAGGUGACGCCAGAGUCGGUGAAGCGCGAGCCAGAUGACGACGACUGGCACUCCCUUGCCUUCACUCACAUCGACGCUGCGCGCUGCUACGAGAAGCUGGGGCGGUUCACAGAAGCGUCUGAUUGCUACAGUGCCGGCGGCGACAUGCACAGCGCUCUCCUCGUGUGCUUGCGAGCUCGCCUCUUCCACAAGGGCCUAUCCCUUCUCGACACCUGGCAGCAGCAGCUGCCUGCAUCCACGUCAGCAGCAGCAGCAGUGCAGGAAGCGCAGCGGGUGGAGCAGCUGAGGGGUUGGUACGUGGUGGAGUGUGCGCGGUGGCAUGAGAGUCAGCGCGAGUACGACCGCGUGCUCUCUUUCCUCCGCCUGCAUCGAUGCCUGCCCACCAAACGGGCCUUCCUGGAGGCAGGGCGGCAUCUGAGGCAACUGGCGGCGCUAGAAGACGAGCAGGGCGACCGCAGCCGCGUGCCGGGGCUGCUGGAGAGAGCAGGCGCGCUGCUAGAGGCGGCGCAGUACUUGUGGCAGCUGGGCUCGCGUGGGCGCGCUCUCGUGUGCUUCGUGCGCCACUUGCACUGCCGCAUGAACGCCGCCGGGAGAGGGGCGUUGCGGGUGUGGAUGAGGAAACGGGCAGGGGAGGGGGAGAGGUGUGGGGGAGGCAUUGAGCUGAGCGCAGAGGAGGCUGAGAUGGCGGGGAGGCUGUGGGGUGUGGAGCGGUGGGGCUUUGUCGAGAGGGACGCGUGUGGGGCGAGCGACCUGGCGUGGGCGAGGGUAGAGAUGAGCGUGCUGCUGCUGGUGCUGGCACAUGAUGUUCAUAUUGACCCAGACGACUCUCACGUUGCAAGGGUGGAUACUGAUGAAGCUGCUGGUGCGGCUGCUGCUGCUGUGAGAGGGGACGAUGGUGAUGGCUGCCAGGGAGAAGUGGGUGCGAGGCUGGGUGGUGGAGAGGGGGCGGCAGUGCAGUGCGAGGCGGGUGGUGAGGCAGCGGCGGUGAGGGAUGUGGAGUUGGAGGCGCGAUUGUCCCGCGCAUGGAUGGCUGUCAGGCAGGGCCACGCCGUUCCAGCAGAGCUUGUAGGGAAGUGCACGGGCGCGGCUGGUGCAGAGGCAGGGAGUGGCGACGGUGGAGGGGGUCGAGGUGGAGAGGGCGGGCGAGAUGGGGCGAUUGGGGGGAGUCAAGUGUGGUGGGUGGCAGUGCGCGUGGGGGAGGAGGAGCUGCGGGAGGCAAAGGAGUUGUGGAAGGGUGGGGAUGUGAUGAGAAAGGGGCGAGAGCAGAUGGAGAGGGAGAAGCGAGGCAUGGCAGGAGGGUUGGGUGUGGAGCAGGUGGGGAAUGAGUGGAAGGGGGUAGAGCAGGUGCGAGCAGAGCUGGUGCUGGCGUCUGCAGGUGUGCAGGUAUGUAUGCGCAUGCUGCAAUGCGCCCAGGACCGCCUCUCUGCAUGGCUGGCUCACUUCCGCUCUACCCUGUCCUCCUCCUCGCACCACUUCUGCUCUCCUCCGCCUGCAACGCCAGCCGCUGCUGCUCCUGCAGCACCCUCUGCGACUCCCUCUGCUGCCAGUACUGCCAGUGCUGCAAGGGUAAUCCCAGCGCCAGAACAGGCAGCAGCGGCGCUGCAGGCGGGUCAUGAGACAUGCAUGCCCUCUCCGCCGCCCAUCGGCCCUCUCCAACACAAGGCAGCUCUCUGGUUCUACCGCUGGCUGUCCCGCCUCUCCGCCCUGCUCUCUGCUCUGCACCACCUGCACCGCCACGCCAUGCCCGUGGGUGAUUCCCACCUGCCCCGCCUGCACGCCGCCUUCUCCCUGCUCUCCUGCUCCUUCCAGCGCCACCAGCUCGCCGCGUGCUGCCAGGUGGACGAAAUGGCUCUGCCGUGGGUGCCAAGGGCAAGGGGGGAGGUGCAGAGAGUGGCGAGCACUGGGACGAGUGGGGAGAUGAAGGGGGGGUUGGCUGUGGCGAUGGUGGAGAGUGCGUGGGAGAGGGAGUAUGAGACGAGGUGGAGGGGAGCACAGCAGGUGGCGCGCACUGGAGGUGUCGAUUGCUCUUCUAGCCUGCUCUCUUGUCUGCAGGAGGUUCUGCGUGCUUCCACUCUCAACGACUCAACCCGUGACCCUGCAGUGCCCAGGCCCUCAGUCGCACAUGCACCACCCUACCCACAUGCUGCCCUCCUCACCUUCCUACCCCUCAUUGACCAUUCCCUCUCACUCCUCCCUGUCCCCCUGCUCUCCUGCUCCCGUCCCGCCAUCCUCCCACUCCACGCUGCCACCCCUCUUCACCACCUCUUCACCUCUCUCCUUCUCCACCCAUUGCCUGCCAACCGUGCGUCCCCCCCUACCCACACUUGCCAAAAGCCUGCCCGCCCGUCUUGGCCACGCCACAUGUGCCACUCUCUGCUGCACCCCACCUUUGCCGCGCUGCUGCUCCACGAGCUGCCUGCACAGGGAGGGUUGGUCAGAGGCUGUGACAGCAGCAAGGCAGGUGGUAGUAGGCAGAAGCAUGGCUGGGGAGCUGGGGACGUGGGUGGGGAGGAGGGGAGAGGCAGUGGCUUACGUGAGGGAGGAGGGAUUCAUGGGUCGUUGGCUUUUGGAAGAACAGUGCAAGCAGCAGCAGAUGCACCUGUGCCUGUUGGCCACGGCUCAGCGGACAGUGACAGGGACGGGGGGCCGCAGGAGCUACAGGCGGGCAUGCAUGAGGCGUGCUCGCGGGGCAACCCUCUCAUGGCCCCCUCCAUUGCCGGGUUCAUUCACGCCCUCUCUGCCCGCGCCUUGCUGCACCAGGCGUCGCCCCUCCCCAGCGUGCAUGGGGAUUGUGGAAGACUGCUCCACUUCGCCUGGAAGUCCUCCCUGCUGCCAAUUUCCCCGUCGCUUCCUUCUAUUCCCGCCAUCCCGCUGCUCCCCCACCCUCCUGCUGCCAUCUUCAACCUCCCACCCGCCCUUGCUAGCUUGCUGUUUGAGUUGCUGCGUCACCUGCUGCCCACCUUGCAUGCCAUGGGGGCAAGGGGAGAGGCGCCGUUUGGACCUGGCAGGACGGGGAGAAGCGAAAGUGAGGGAGGCAAUGCAUGGAUGGGAGCUGAUGCGUGCUUUUGA
This is a messenger RNA of Closterium sp. Naga37s-1, 10251 nucleotides long. NCBI's taxonomy places the organism in Eukaryota, Viridiplantae, Streptophyta, Zygnematophyceae, Desmidiales, Closteriaceae. The record is from the annotation of a GenBank genome assembly.